GUAAUCAUCUCUUACUCUUCAGCCUGAUGUCAAAAGCAAAAGUUCAGAAGUUCCUCAUCAAUAAGGAGUCCUUGGGAGCAGGUGAAGCUCAUCUAACUAGGCAUUUCUAUGAUGUGGCUGCUUUUAACAACAACUUGUUUGAUCUGUGGAACUUUAAAUGUUGGUGGAUUCCUUGAUUUGGAAAAUGAAGUGAAUCCUGAGGUGUGGAUGAAUACUAGUGAAAUCAUCAUCUACAAUGGCUAUCCCAGUGAAGAGUAUGAAGUCACCACUGAAGAUGGGUACAUACUCCUUGUCAACAGAAUUCCCUAUGGGCGAAGACACAUUAGGAGCACAGGUCCCCGGCCAGUUGUGUAUAUGCAGCAUGCCCUGUUUGCAGACAAUGCCUACUGGCUUGAGAAUUAUGCCAAUGGAAGCCUUGGAUUCCUUCUAGCAGAUGCAGGUUAUGAUGUAUGGAUGGGAAACAGUCGGGGAAACACUUGGUCAAGAAGACACAAGACACUCUCAGAGACAGAUGAGAAAUUCUGGGCCUUUAGUUUUGAUGAAAUGGCCAAAUAUGAUCUCCCAGGAGUCAUAGACUUCAUUGUAAAUAAAACUGGUCAGGAGAAAUUGUAUUUCAUUGGACAUUCACUUGGCACUACAAUAGGGUUUGUAGCCUUUUCCACCAUGCCUGAACUGGCACAAAGAAUCAAAAUGAAUUUUGCCUUGGGUCCUGUGAUCUCAUUCAAAUAUCCCACGGGCAUUUUUACCAGUUUUUUUCUACUUCCAAAUUCCAUAAUCAAGGCUGUUUUUGGUACCAAAGGUUUCUUUUUAGAAGAUAAGAAAAAGAAGAUACCUUCUAUCAAAAUCUGCAACAAUAAGAUACUCUGGUUGAUAUGCAGUGAAUUUAUGUCCUUAUGGGCUGGAUCCAACAAGAAAAAUAUGAAUCAGAGUCGAAUGGAUGUGUAUAUGUCACAUGCUCCUACUGGUUCAUCAAUACAGAACAUUCUGCAUAUAAAACAGCUUUACCAAUCUGACGAAUUCAGAGCUUAUGACUGGGGAAAUGAAGCCGAUAAUAUGAAACAUUACAAUCAGAGUCAUCCGCCUAUAUAUGACCUGACUGCCAUGAAAGUGCCUACUGCUAUUUGGGCUGGUGGACAUGAUGUCCUUGUAACACCCCAGGAUGUGGCCAGGAUACUCCCUCAAAUCAAGAGUCUUCAUUACUUUAAGCUAUUGCCAGAUUGGAACCACUUUGAUUUUGUCUGGGGCCUUGAUGCCCCUCAACGGAUGUACAGUGAAAUCAUAGCUUUAAUGAAGGCAUAUUCCUAAAUGCAAUGCAUUUACUUUUCAGUUACAAGUUGCUUCCAAGCCCAUAAGGGACUUUAGAAAAAAUAGUAACCAACAAUGAUGUUGUCCCCCUGGGAGAGAUGCACAAUGGAGUCUGUUUUCCAAGUUAAUUGUGUUAGUGUUAUUUAUGUUUAGAGACAUCUUUGCAUGGGACCAUCUACAGGUCCUUAUAAACAAUGAGGUAGAUUGGGCAAAAAAUAAAUAAGUUGCCACUCUGAUAUUUAAGUCUAAUUAAAUUGUAAUUUUUAGGGCGUACCAUGAAGUAUAGAAAUGUCUAAAGCUUCAAAGGAACAAUUCCUUUAAGGUCCUAUAUGGAAACCUCUAUUGUCAUUUUAUUUAUAUGGGUUGCUACGGCAAUGGACAGAGUGUGGGAUUAGGAGGGCCUGUAGCUUCUUUAUAAAAGUUUCUUAGCUAUCCUGAAGAUAUACCAGACAUUUUUACUUUUUAGGUAUUUUCAACAUGAGAAAUUCAAAAAAGUCCCCAAAGAUUCUUCCAGAGAAGCCAUCUCCUCUUAUAAUCUUAUCCCUGGCUAUCUGGGUAAACGGAAUCUUGAACCCAUAAUAGGAUACAUGCAUAAAAUCUUUCUUAUUUAAGCAGAAAUAAAUUCUA
Macaca mulatta (Rhesus monkey) is the source of this 1932-nucleotide messenger RNA. RefSeq names its product lipase family member N (gene LIPN). NCBI's taxonomy places the organism in Eukaryota, Metazoa, Chordata, Mammalia, Primates, Cercopithecidae. Gene Ontology annotation, molecular function: hydrolase activity, acting on ester bonds. The record is from RefSeq and is a predicted model, not a curated record.